Henningerozyma blattae CBS 6284 is the source of this 1245-nucleotide messenger RNA. RefSeq names its product Aan1p (gene AAN1). The coding region runs from base 1 to 1245 and encodes 414 amino acids. Lineage: Eukaryota; Fungi; Ascomycota; Saccharomycetes; Saccharomycetales; Saccharomycetaceae. The record is from RefSeq and is a predicted model, not a curated record. The transcript has a single exon.
AUGGAGCCCAUCGAUCCAGAUAAAAAUGAUACUAGACUGAAUUGCCCAUGCCGUCGUUGUUCAAUGCAAAAAAAUGCAAAUAAUUAUCCAAGAGAACGAAAUAAGAACUAUACAAACCUUCCGAUAUUGAAUAUUGAAAAAUUUCUUAAAUUAAAAGGUACAAAGUAUGAACGUAUUGUUUCUGAAGAAUAUCUUAUGGGUAAAUAUGGUGCAAGAAAAUCUCAUUACAUACUUGUAUUUAUUAAUUGCAUUCAUCAUAAGCUUGAAACAGGAGUGGCCAUGAUCCCAGACGAUCACACUGAUUCGUUAAGUCCUUGGGUGAAAUCAAAGUUAUUUCUUUUAUUAGUGACCUUGUCUCAAAGAGGUGGACCAGAAUAUUGGUCUGAUAAACUAGGCGCGAAUCCAACAGAAAGUAAGUUAGUUGAGAAUGAUAAUAAAAAUGCUAAAAAGCGGAAGAGAAGACCGUAUUACACAUUAACAGAACAUAUCAUGCGACGUAAUAUUAAACAAGACUUUUCUGAAUUAAAUUAUGAUGACAAUUAUGUUUUUUCCUCCAUUUGGGCAAAUUUUAUGGAAGGUUUGAUAAAUCAUUAUUUGGAACGUGUAAUUAUUCCCCACUCAGAAACAAAAGUUUGCCAACAAUUAUAUAAGCCAAUGAUGAAGAUUAUUUCAUUAUAUAAUGAGUAUAAUGAGCUUAUGGAAAAAAGUGAAAAAAAUGGAUUUUUACAAGAACCUGAAGAUGAAUUAAAAGAAAAUAUAGGCAAUGAUAUCGUUGCUCAUGAACGAUUAUACCGAGCACAGCAAUUACUAUGGCAAGCAAGACAAGAUAUACCAAAAACGAUAAGUAAAGAGCUGACUCUUUUAUCUGAAAUGUACUCAACAUUGUCUGCUGAUGAACAGGAUUACGAGUUAGAUGAAUUUGUAUGUUGUGCAGAGGAAUAUAUAGAAUUGGAAUAUUUACCUGCACUUAUUGAAAUUCUUUUUUCCAAUGCAACUUCCAUGUACUUUUGGAAAAUAAUGAUGGUUUUAGAGCCGUUUUUCUAUUAUAUUGAAGAUUCUGAAGAUUCUAGCAUAAUUGAUGAAUGCGAGGAAAAUAUCGAGCCAGAUAUGAUAGCGUCAGUGAAGGCAGAAGAUUAUAAAUCAGAUUCUGUUAGUACUAUAAAUACAAAUACCCAAAGACAGGAUCCUAGAGUUAUCACUCUAGAGAAAAUCUGUGAAGUUGCUGCCAGACAGAAAUGGAUCUGA